AUAUAGAUAUACACGCACACACGCUUAACCUUAUUUCUUCUUUCCCAAUCCUGCAAAUGACUCAGUUUUAACCUCCAUCUUGACAGCUUAUUGGAGGGUUUAAGAAUAAAGACAUGUUGAAGCAGGUGCUUCAAAAGGUUUGGAGCAAAGGGUAUUAUGGGCAAAGAGGAGAGAGUUAUAUGAAUUGCUUGUGCGUUCCUGCAAUUGGUUUCCACAGUGGACAUGUUCAUUCUGCACCAAGAAGCUUUUUCGGGGUAGAGGAUUUCCUCGAUGAUAACAAUAGCCGGCCAUACACCUACAAGAAAGAGAGGAAGUCGAAAAACCCGCAAAAGCAUGUAUCAUUCAAACAACGCACCGAGGCCUACAUGGAACCAUUCACACUCGACGUGUUGAUCUCGAAGCGCUUUGUGACGGCGUCGCUUACCCACAGGGUAACGAGCAAGCAGGUUGCAGUCGCUGGCACAAACUCUAAGGACAUUAAAGCUGCACUCAAGUCCCGAUCAGAUAUACCCGCGUGUCUGGCCAUUGGCCGUAUUUUGGCUGACAGGGCAAGAGAAGCUGAUGUCUACACUGCUUCUUACACACCAAGGGACAGGGACAAGUUUGAAGGGAAGAUAAGAGCAGUCGUUCAAUCUCUUAUUGAUAAUGGAAUUGAUGUUAAGAUUUAUCUUGACUAAUUUUCAGUGGCUUCUUCUUAUAAAGUAAAAUGACUCUUGAACCUCAUGGGGUUUUGCAGAGUUGCCAUUGCCAUAUUGCAAUAAUCAACUAGAUGUGAGAAAUGGUCGAGGUCUUGAAAGUAGCUUAAGAGGGACAAA
Molecule: messenger RNA, 815 nt
Organism: Morus notabilis
Lineage: Eukaryota; Viridiplantae; Streptophyta; Magnoliopsida; Rosales; Moraceae
Product: 50S ribosomal protein L18
Exons: 3
Coding region: 114-677 (187 amino acids)
Biological process (GO): translation
Cellular component (GO): ribosome
Molecular function (GO): 5S rRNA binding; structural constituent of ribosome
Source: RefSeq, a predicted model, not a curated record